AAAAAAUCAAAGAAAAAUGUCCGCCGAUUCUGUCAUUGCUAUUGCAUGGGAUGUCUUGAAGAGCUAUGUAGUUGUUCCCAUCAAGCGUCGAUUCAAUUAUGUGAUCUCCUCCAAGAGCUUCGCCGACUGUCUUCGGGAGGAAGUCCGGAAUCUGGAGAACGAGGCUCAGAGGGUCCGCAUUUUGGCAGAAGUGGCCAGAAACAAUCUUCGGAAUUUCUAUGAUGACUUCACGGAGUGGCAGCAAAAUGCUAACGAGGCCUUGGAAGAGGCGGGAGACCUGUUGGGCGACUUCGAAAAGGCGACCAAGACUUGCUGCUACGGGACUCUUCCCGACCCCAAAUGUCGCUAUCAGUUCAGCAGGAAGGCCGAGGGCAGGAUUGGGGUCAUUAAGCAACUCGCUCAAAAAUGCCGCGGAUUCAAGGAAUUGAACGACAUCUCCUUCAGCAAUCCUGCUCCGGGAGAUGUCACUGCUCCGAAUCCAGCCAGGAGAGAAGGCAAAGGUGUCGUCCAGUCGACCACCGCAACGGCCUCCGCUUCUUCUGCCUCGACGUCAAAUGAGCUUAGUGACGAUGGCCUCUUCAAAUCCAGAGCUGCGAUCAUAAGGGACAUCAUGGUCGCUCUUGCCGAUCACAGCAAUAGCGUGGUAGGGAUUCACGGGAUGGGCGGGCUCGGCAAGUCCACCCUUUUGGUCGAUGCGGAGAGGAGAAUAAGAGAAGAAAAGCAGUUCGAUCUGAUCGCUAAGGCUGAUGUGUCGCAAAAUCCUGACAUCAAGAUGAUUCAAGGAGUGAUUGCGCAUGCGUUGGGCCUGGACAUGAAGGGUUAUGAUUAUGAGAGCGUGCGAGCGGAUCGUCUGCGCGAGAGGUUGGGAAAUGAGAAAAAGAAGGUCCUCAUAAUACUGGACAACCUGUGGGAGGGGCUCGACUUGAAAUCAGUGGGCAUUCCUUGCGGACAUGACAACAAAGUCAUGGGAUGCAAGUUGUUGUUAACGUCGAGAGACCGAAAUGUUUUGCAAAGGGAAAUGGGCUGCGACAGGGACUUCUUCCUCAAUAGGCUGGAGGAGAAAGAGGCAAAAAUAUUGUUCGAGAGGAUAAUGGGAGAAAAAGUUCAUAAUGACGAGUUCAGACCCUUGGUGGAUGAAGCACUCCGCAAAUGUGCAGGUUUGCCUUUGCUAAUUGUCACAAUGGCGAAACAUUUCAAAGACGCUACUCCACCUGAAUGGAGGGAUGCCUUAAAUCAAAUUGGGCGGUCUACAAACAAAGGAAUAAGUGCAGUGAUAAAUACGUCGUUGCAAUUAAGUUAUGAUCAUUUAGCAAGCGAGGAAGCGAAAAGUUUGUUACAACUCUGUGUUGCUUAUGGCGUCUCUAAUCCCUCUGUUGAAAACUUGGUGAGGUACAGCUAUGGUUUGGGGAUAUUUCCAAAAGAGAGCAGCAUGAAAGAAGCCAGAGAUGGGUUGAGAACACUUAUCUGCACUCUUCAAGCCUCCUCCCUUCUGUUAGACAAUGGAGGCGCAUAUGGUUUCAAGAUACAUGACUUGGUUCGUGACUUUGUUGCCCAGUUUAUUUUAAGAGAUCGCCCUCUUCUCUUGUUGAAAGAUAAAGAUAUGUUGGCAACACAAUUGCAGAAGGAGAGGCUCAAAAGUUGUAUGGCGAUAUGCUUUCCCUAUAUUGACAUGAAGGAGCUUCCCGAAGAAUUAGAUUGCCCUGAAUUGCGCAUCUUUCUGCUUUUCACCAACAAUGAAUCUCUUGAGGUUCCAGAUUCUUAUUUCAACUCUAUGAAGAAACUUGCGGUCUUAAAUCUUACUAGAGUACGUCUCACUCGUUCGCCAACUCCAUUUCAGUUCUUGGAGAACUUACAUACACUGUGUUUUCAUAGUUGUUCGCUAGAGGAUGUGGCCAUUCUCGGUGAGCUAAAAGGGUUACAAAUUCUUAGCUUUGUGAACUCCAAAAUUCAGCGAUUGCCAAAAGAAAUUGGGCAACUGGUAGAGCUGAGGUUGUUAGACUUGAACUCUUGUCCAGAACUCCAGAUAAUUGAACCAGGUGUGCUUGGAAGCUUGAUCAAAUUGGAGGAGUUGUACAUGGAGAAUAGCUUUCAUCAAUGGAAUGCCGUGGAGCAAACUCCCCGAACUAAUGCCAGUUUGAUUGAGUUGAAUCACAUGAAGAAUCUCUGUACUUUGCAUGUUUCCAUUCCCGACCUGAGUGUGCUCCCAGGGGAUCUAAAUAUCGAGAAAUUAACUGAGUACAAAAUCCAAAUAGGUCAUCUUAUUGACUUCCAUCUUUGGCGCGGGUUAAGCAACUACAAAGGAUCAAGGACAUUGGAGCUCAAGUUGAAUCCAACAAACGAUAUUCUUCAUAAAGGAUGCAUACGAACUACUUUACACAUAAUUGACGAUUUGUGGUUGGAUGGGUUGAACGGAAUCGAGCAAAGCAUUUGCCAGUUAUCCCCAGAAGGUUUUCCACAAUUAAAGCGUUUACAUGUUCAGGAAAGUCCUUCCAUCCGUUACAUCCUCAAAUGGUCUUCCCUUCCCACUUUUAAGACCUUGGAGUUUUUAUUUCUACGGAAUCUCAUCAACUUGGAGAAGUUAUGCCACAACGAUAUCUCCUCCAAGUCCUUCAGUGCAUUAAAAGUCCUACGAGUUGAUAGCUGUGACAAGAUGGAACAUCUAUUUCCCCUUUCAUUACUAAGAGAACUUCCACAGCUAAAAGAGAUUGAAGUUGUUAGUUGCAAGGUAAUGAAGGGGAUUGUAAAAGAUGAUGAUUGUGGUCAAGUUGAGUUGCGUAAUUUGCACGUAUUGAAAUUGCGUGACUUGCCAAGUAUCAAGAACUUUGUUGUUGUCGGGACAGCUCCUUCGAGUAGUACAUCGGACGACCAAGUUGGCACUCAACUUGCAUUCUUCAAUAUGCAACAGGCAUUAGUGAGCAACUUUUAGGAAAAAUUACACGAAAUCCCCCAUGGAAGUUUUAGAGCGGUACACAUUUACUCUUGGACUUUCAACCUUCACAAAAAAUCCCUUGAGCCAUCAACCCUUCGUCAAUUUUUCCGUUUGCGAGUGCCCAUUAUGUGAUUUUUCAAGGGUAAAAUUGUAAUUUUUUCCAUUUUUUAGAUGACUCUUUUGCUGGGUUCAAAAGGAAAUUACUCUUUCGCCCCCAACUUGAGGCACUUGUUGAGAAACUAAUAAAGAAAAAUUUACAGUUUCCAAUCAAUUAAUCUUCUUCAUGUUAUGCAAAAUUUGUGCCUUGAAAACUGAAUUAUUCAGUUACGCGGUGCCCUAGGAGUUCUUGUUAACAUAAUAACUACUACUACGACUAUCAUCAUCAUAAUCAUUAUUUAAUUAUUAUUUCUUGUCAUCAUACUAUUUUUUAGAUCAUUACAUCUUUUCAAUUCUAGCAAAAGAAUAGUAUGAUGACAAAAAAAUAGCAAUCCUUCUUUUAUUUUCUAUUUUUUCGUUGAGUUUAAUUAGUUUCCUUUAAUAGAGCUGUUUAUCUUGUUUCGCAUUUUUUAUUGAAAAUGCCCCACUGCCCCUGGCAAAGUGGGUGUUGCUUGCCUUAGUAACUUGCGGUUUGAUUUAUCCAUGUUAUGUAAAUUAUUUUCUUCUUAAUUGAAUAAAAGCCCAAUUUGACUUUUUUUUCGUGAUUUCCCAUUUUCUAGUUACUUAAGCCCUCAUUUAAUUAUUUAGUUUUUUCUUAACUCUUCUUUUUUUAAAUUUUCUUUUCCAUUUAGAUAAAUUAUGGUACUUGGUGUUGAAGAUUA
Molecule: messenger RNA, 3747 nt
Organism: Syzygium oleosum
Lineage: Eukaryota; Viridiplantae; Streptophyta; Magnoliopsida; Myrtales; Myrtaceae
Product: probable disease resistance protein At4g27220
Exons: 2
Coding region: 17-2926 (969 amino acids)
Molecular function (GO): ADP binding
Source: RefSeq, a predicted model, not a curated record